CUCUGGGCAGCCACCGCGGAGCAGCGAAGCAGCUCCUUCCCCCGCCUGUCCGCGCGCGCGGGCCGGGGCUAGGCCCCCCACCGCCGGGUCCCCCGGGGCUGCAGCAGCAGCGGCGCCGCCCGCGGUUCCCGCCGGGACCCGGGCGCCAGCCCCGCUCUGCAGGAUGGGCACGGUGCUGUCGCUUUCCCCUGCCUCCUCGGCCAAGGGCCGGAGGCCCGGCGGGUUGCCGGAGGAGAAAAAGAAGGCGCCGCCCGCGGGGGACGAGGCGCUGGGGGGCUACGGGGCGCCGCCAGUGGGCAAGGGUGGCAAAGGCGAGAGUCGGCUCAAACGUCCGUCCGUGCUCAUCUCGGCGCUCACCUGGAAGCGCCUGGUGGCCGCAUCUGCCAAGAAGAAGAAAGGCAGCAAGAAGGUGACGCCCAAGCCCGCGUCCACCGGUCCUGACCCUCUAGUCCAACAACGCAACCGCGAGAACCUUCUCCGCAAGGGCCGGGACCCCCCUGACGGCGGCGGCGCCACCAAGCCCCUGGCAGUACCAGUGCCCACGGUGCCCGCGGCUGCAGCCACCUGCGAGCCACCGUCGGGGGGCAGCGCUGCAGCCCCGCCGCCAGGCUCGGGUGGGGGAAAGCCUCCGCCGCCGCCACCCCCAGCCCCGCAGGCGGCGCCGCCGGUGCCUGGAGGCUCGCCGCGGAGGGUCAUCGUGCAGGCGUCCACAGGCGAGCUGCUCCGCUGUCUGGGCGAUUUCGUGUGCCGGCGCUGCUACCGCCUCAAGGAGCUGAGCCCCGGCGAGCUGGUGGGCUGGUUCCGCGGCGUGGACCGCUCGCUGCUGCUGCAGGGCUGGCAAGACCAGGCCUUCAUUACGCCCGCCAACCUGGUGUUCGUGUACCUGCUGUGCCGCGAGUCGCUGCGCGGGGACGAGCUGGCGUCGGCUGCCGAGCUGCAGGCCGCCUUCCUCACCUGCCUCUACCUCGCCUACUCGUACAUGGGCAACGAGAUUUCCUACCCACUCAAGCCCUUCCUCGUGGAGCCUGACAAGGAGCGCUUCUGGCAGCGCUGCCUGCGCCUCAUCCAGCGGCUCAGCCCGCAGAUGCUGAGGCUCAACGCUGACCCCCACUUCUUCACGCAAGUCUUUCAAGACCUCAAGAACGAGGGCGAGGCCGCCGCCGGCGCCGGGGGUCCACCGAGUGGGGGCGCGCCCGCAGCUUCCUCAACCGCCAGGGACAGCUGCGCGGCCGGAACCAAGCACUGGACUAUGAACCUGGACCGCUAGGGAUACCCGGGGUCGUGCCCGUCCCCCGCCCAAGUCUCCGACAUACACUCGGAACCCCGGGACUCUGAAGCCACCGCCGAUGUUACCGCCACUCUGGGCCGGGCGGAGGAGGAGCCGCCCGUGUCCCGCAGGGGAAGGUGGAGGCUAGGACACGGUGUCUGGGUUUGCUGGGCGUGGGGUGGGAAUGGGGGAUGAGCACUGGAAGGGCAUCCCAGCUUCACACUUUCCAUCUGUCUGUGCCCUCAUCUCUCCAUUUCUGCCUGGAGUUCCACCUUUCCUGCCGUGCGUGUCUGUAAGUCUGUCACCCCUGGGUUUUGUCCAUUUCCUCACCUCCUUUCUGUAUCUUCAUUUUUCCUCCUGUCUGCAUUUUCAUCUCUCUCUCUCCCUUUCCAUUUACCGUUCCUUGGGUGUGUGUUUCCAUCUCCACCUCACCCCGUGCCUGAUUGUACCCCAUUGCCCUCCAGCACCUGUGUCCCCAUCUUCCCUUCUUGAUCUCUUUCCCCUUGUUCCUGUCAUGUGUUCCUAUUUCCUCUCUUGUUUGCCUUCCCCCUCUGCUUGUAUCAUCUUGCAUUUCUUCCCCUGAGUCCCCGUAUCCCACUCCCCAGAUCAAAGGGACCGUUAGUUUUUAAUUGAAUCGACUGAGGUGCGACAAGAAACUGCAGUCCCAGGAUCCCAGACAACCACCAGAAUGGUCCCUUGCCCCACCCCCACUGCCUCUCCCUACCUUUUCCAACGUGUUGCAUGCUGGGAGUUGGCGGGGGGUUGGGUGGAGGGACUGCUGGCUUCAUUCAGGAGGCUGAGAUUUGGGACAAGAUCAACCUGAAAGACCACCCCGGCGGCGAUCCUCAAGUGGGCGGGUGGCAAGAAAAAGAAAACUCUACUUAUUUUGAGGGAGGGGCGUCCCUCUUCCUUAUCCUUAGGUUUCUUGUUAUCCCUCUCCUCUUUUAAUUUAUUUCGCUGUUUCCGGAGGGAGGGGGGAGGGGGGAAUUGUUGGGCUGAGAACUGUCCGAGGUGCUGAGCUGGGGCGGGACCGGAAUCUUCCCGGGAGAGUACCAGGGACUGGGUUGGGCCUGGGGCCAUGUCCAAGGUGCCAAUGAUGCGGGCCGACGGCGCGGGCCGCACUGUCUGUCUGUCCGUCUAUCCCGGAGAGAACUAUAAAGCGCUGGAAG
Messenger RNA from Sciurus carolinensis (gray squirrel), 2436 nucleotides. RefSeq names its product cyclin dependent kinase 5 regulatory subunit 2 (gene Cdk5r2). Gene Ontology annotation, biological process: positive regulation of cyclin-dependent protein serine/threonine kinase activity; brain development; activation of protein kinase activity. Lineage: Eukaryota; Metazoa; Chordata; Mammalia; Rodentia; Sciuridae. The transcript has a single exon. Gene Ontology annotation, molecular function: cyclin-dependent protein serine/threonine kinase activator activity; protein kinase binding. Gene Ontology annotation, cellular component: cytoplasm; protein kinase 5 complex. Bases 164 to 1267 code for a protein of 367 amino acids. The record is from RefSeq and is a predicted model, not a curated record.